Messenger RNA from Hippocampus comes (tiger tail seahorse), 3422 nucleotides. RefSeq names its product adhesion G protein-coupled receptor E2-like. Gene Ontology annotation, molecular function: calcium ion binding; G protein-coupled receptor activity. Gene Ontology annotation, cellular component: plasma membrane. The record is from RefSeq and is a predicted model, not a curated record. Bases 628 to 3066 code for a protein of 812 amino acids. Lineage: Eukaryota; Metazoa; Chordata; Actinopteri; Syngnathiformes; Syngnathidae. The transcript has 22 exons. Gene Ontology annotation, biological process: adenylate cyclase-activating G protein-coupled receptor signaling pathway; cell surface receptor signaling pathway.
GGUGCAGACAGUGUGGCUUCCGUUUCCACUCAGUCGCAGCGUGAAUGCAAGCGUGAUUAGUUGUCUGUCUAUGUGGCCUGUAAUUACCGUUUUUUUCUUUUUUUCCAAGGAUCAUUCUUCAUCCCCGGACAUUGCGUUUUCCCUCCCGGUUCUUGUGACAACUACGUCAACGUGACCGAACCGUCUCGCAACGUGGCCUUCGCAUCUUCGUCCUUCAGCGGCUAUCCGCGCGACGACGGCCACCUUUCGAGUCAGUGGUCACGCUUCACUGGAAUCGGUGGGGACAGAAUCGUGGAAGGCUGCCACUCGGCACCUCGUGGUGGUUUCCAAUACCCGACCCGUUUUUCGUUUGGAUAUCCUACCGAGGAAUCCGCAACGGCUUACACUGGGACUGGCUAUAUUCAUAGUGGAUCGUGUGACAGUUCCAGCUUCGUAGUGGAUGUGGUAUUCUGUCCAGGAGAAUUCUACAUAUUAAAACCGAGAAGUCACCCAGUGUCCACUUCUGGCUUUAUAACCUACCAUUCUGUUUGUAGAAACGAUUCUUGUGGGCCACUCGCACAGUGCAACAGCGAUGGAGGCUGCACUUGCGUGAACGGGUACGAAUUACUCCCAAGUCAUCUGCCCACAAUGGAUUCGUACGGCUGCACCGAUAUCGACGAGUGUACGGGAGAUGUUUGUGGAAGUAAUUCCGAUUGUAAUAACACAAUCGGAGCAUACACUUGUAGCUGUCUGGUCGGAUACAACGCAACAAAUCCGGAACAACCGCCUGGAGGCGAGAACGCAUGCAUAGAUAUCGACGAGUGUCUUGAAAACGUGUGUGGUGAUGAUGGGACGUGUUUGAAUGAGGCAGGAAGUUAUCAAUGUCAAUGCAAUGAUGGUUACCAGAACAUGAGAAAUGCCAUUCCUAUUUGCCAAGAUAUUGACGAAUGCUUGGAUCCUUUGCUCUGUGGUCCACACUCGGAAUGCAUCAACACACCCGGCCUUUAUACCUGCGUGUGUCAAGCGGGCUUCUCCCCAACUGAGCAGGACAAGCCACCCAGCACCGAAAACAUUUGUCUUGAUAUCGACGAGUGCAGCGAAGACGCCACGAUCUGUGGUCCUGAUUCCAACUGCACAAACUCCGUGGGCUCCUAUAUUUGCACCUGUUUCCACGGUUACCGGCUGAACAACCCGGAAGUGAUUGCCAGCGAUGCCAACCCUUGCACAGAUAUAGAUGAAUGCAGCGAGGCACCUGAUAUAUGCGGUUCUCAAACCGUGUGUACUAAUGCGCCCGGGACAUUCUAUUGUUCCUGUCCAGAUGGCUUUUACCCUUCGACUGGGAUUUUAUGGAUUGUUGGGGUCUCCUUUUGUAAAAGUCUUCGGGAUAUUCUCAAUACGAUCAUUCCUCCGGUGGGCCGGACAAAAGAGAGAACGUUUCUCGACAACAUGGACCAACAACUUCUGAACAACACAAAUAUCGUUUUACCAGUGCCAACAGUGGCCAACAGCUUUUCGGCAUCGAUGGAGGUGUCGGGUGUCGGACCGCGGGCCGAGGCCAUCAAGGUGAGCAGCGAAGGAGAUGGAGAGACGGGAAGUAAGAUCCUGGCCAUUUCGGAUCGCCUCGUGAGCGCCAUGGUGUCGCCGGGCCGGAAUGAAAGCACGACGACCAUGAACAGUUCGACAGUGGCGUUAACCCUUGAGACGAUUGGGCCUGGCAGCGGUGACCAAAGUGGCUCUCACCUCUUCGUAAAUGGAAACAGCAUGGACAUUAACCUCGAAAGUCUGGCAAAAAACAACAACGGUUCCGCCGCGGUGGCCUUUAUGACACUCCGAGGUCUGGAGAGUCUUCUCAGUCAUCGUUAUUUCCAAACCGAGAACCGGACGGAGAUGUACUCGGACGUGAUCACGGCCGUCUUACCCUCCGUUAACAACUCCAACCUCAGCGAGCCCGUCAACUUCACCAUUCAACACAAGAGGAUGUUGCCCGAAUCCGGUUUGGUGACUUGUGUCUACUGGGAGGACAAAAGAGAGGAGACGGAAAAGGGAGAAACGAGCAAGACAAUGAGAUGGUCAGUGGACGGAUGCUGGGUUGCGCGCUCCAAUGAAAACUUCACAGUGUGCAGCUGCUCUCAUCUCUCCACAUUCGCCCUCAUCCUGCAGAUCGGCGAGCCGCCGCCGGAAGAUUCUUUUCUAGAGUGGCUGAACCGGAUGUGCGUCAUCGUCGGCCUCUUCUUCUUUGCGUUGGCCAUCCUCACCUUUCUGCUUUGUAGCUGGAACCCCAAAAUCAACAACACGGCGCGGCUUCACCUGUGUCUCAACCUGUCCUUGUCCCAUCUCCUGCUGUUGUGGAACGACAGAUAUGUCCGACAUGAGCUGGCCUGCACCGUCAUAGCGGGACUCCUCCACUUCUUUGUGGUCGCAAGCUUUGUGUGGAUGCUGCUGGAGGCCUUGCAGCUACACCUGCUGGUCCGCAAGCUCUCCAGGGUGCAGGUGAUCCAGCGAGAUGGACUUCCCAGGCUCUCGCUCUACUCGAUCGGCUACGGUGUUCCGUUCGUGAUCGUGGGUGUUUCUGCGCUGGUGUACUCCGAUGGAUAUGGAGCCACAAUUUCCGAGGACUGCUGGCUAUCGCAAGAGCGCAACUUCAACUGGGCUGGAUCGGGACCUGUCAUUACUGUCCUUGCAUGUGACUUGUGCUUCUUCCACCAGCUUAACGUCAUCUUGUUCUGUGCUACGUUAUGGAGUUUAAGACCUACUCUGGCCGACAUGAGAAGUGACGUCUCGCAGUCCAGAGACACAAGGUUGAUUAUUUUUAAGAUCGUGGCGCAGUUUGUCAUCUUGGGCUGUCCGUGGAUUCUUGGACUAUACCAGAGCAAUCUUUUCUUCCACGUCCUCUUCAUCCUUCUGAACUCCCAGCAGGGAACCUUCCUCUACAUUGUACACUGUGUGCUCAACAAGGAGGUUAGGGAGGAGUACAAGAAAUGGCUGACAUGUUCAUUCAACAAGGAAGAAGAUGGUUCUGUGCAAGACGCACCGUCGGUGUCUGAGGACAUUGAUAAGGCCGAGGACAGACAGAGUGUAAAAAACUGAAGACGGUUGAAAAAAGGAUGCAGAUCAGCGAUAUCCUUGUCCGCUUUGAACCAUUUACACAUUUUAUUGCUGUGGGUGUGAUGUACACACAGUCUAUGCAUUUGUGGAGCCAAUCUCGCAUCCAAUAAAAUAUUCCAACAACUCAUUGUGCUUAUUUUUCCACGCUUUGUAAAUGUAUACCCACCAGCACAUGACUUGACGUAUGCGAUACUUCAACAGUUUGAUCUUUCUGAAUAUGUCAUGACAAGUCAUUCGGUGCAAGGAAGCACAUGCUUGUCCCCUUUUGCAUGAUUUGUUUAGAGUGGGUGCGCGGGGUCUUCAAUGAACACAACGAGGUGCCCAGCUAAAUAAAACAA